Molecule: messenger RNA, 1503 nt
Organism: Entrophospora candida
Lineage: Eukaryota; Fungi; Glomeromycota; Glomeromycetes; Entrophosporales; Entrophosporaceae
Source: the annotation of a GenBank genome assembly
AUGAAUCCAUUUAAUAAAACCAUUACAAAUAAUUUUAUUAGAAAUUACGUUAGAAAAUUUAAAAGCAUUCAAUCAAAUAAACGCCAUUUAUCCACUAAUUCUUCAAAUCAAAAUAAUUAUAAAGAAAUCCCAUUUUCAAAACGAUUAAAAGAAGCAUGGAACAAAACAGAAAUUAAAUGGUAUCCUAUACCAAUUGGAAUUGGUAUAGGAGUCAUAGCUUUACAACAAUCAAAACAUAUUUAUGAACGUGAAAAAAGUAAAAGGGAGGAAGAGAUUGUUAAUGAUUCUACUAUUUCACCGAGAAAAAAAUCAACUAUUGUUGGUCCAUUGCAAGUGCAUGUUAUAGGUGCACUUCCUCUACGAGCAAUAUCAAGAUUAUGGGGUAAACUAAAUAAUGAAUACGAUUUACCUGUUUGGGCUAGAGUUCCGGUCUACAAACUAUAUAGCUGGUUGUUCGAUUGUAAUUUAAGUGAAAUUGAAAAUACCAAUCUUAAAAGUUAUCCUAACUUGGGAUCUUUUUUCUGUCGAUCGCUAAAAUCUGGUGUCAGACCAAUUGAUGAUUCAGACCUUGUAUCGCCAGCAGAUGGUGAAGUGAUCAUGUUUGGUUUGGUUAAAGAAGAUAAAUUAGAACAAAUUAAAGGAAAGGUUUAUUCUUUGGGUGCAUUUUUGGGAAAAAAGAAUCAUAACAAAGAUAAUGAUGCAACCACUACUAUUCAUGAAGUUGAAGUCGACAAUGUCGAUUCAAUUAAUGAAGACAUAGCUAUAAUAGAUGAGAAUGAAUUUGCUAAUGUUAAUGGGAUCACCUACUCGUUGGAUACAUUGUUAGGGGAUGAUCUUGUUGAUUCCAAAAAACAAGAAAGUUCAAUUGGUGAUGAUGCGUCAAUUGUUCCCAAUAACAGCAGCAAGAAUAGUGAUGGUAGUAGUAUUAAUAAUGAAUCUAAGGAGGAAAUUGUAGCAAAAAGUGUUUUAUGGCCAAUUAGUCCAAUACAUGGACAUCAUUUCAAAGAAGAAAGUAAGCUAUAUUUUUGUGUUGUAUAUUUAGCACCUGGUGAUUAUCAUAAAUUUCAUUCACCAACAAAUUGGGUUGUUGAAUAUAGACGUCAUUUUGCAGAAUUAUAUUCCGUUUCACCAUAUAUGUUGAGAAUAUUAACAGAUUUAUUUGUGUUAAAUGAACGUGUUGUGCUAUUAGGGAGAUGGAAACAUGGAUUUUUUUCUAUGACUCCUGUUGGUGCAACUAAUGUUGGAUCUAUAAAAAUAAAUUUCGACAAGGCACUUUGUACAAAUAAAGGUGAAGAUUUAACAGUUGGUACAUAUACGGAAGCUUCAUACAGGAAAGCUAGUAAAUUAUUAGGUGGUCAGCCUUUAAGAACUGGCGAUGAAAUAGGUGGAUUUCAAUUAGGUUCUACUAUUGUAUUAGUUUUUGAAGCACCAGAUAAUUUUAAUUUUUCUAUAAAACCUGGCCAGAAAAUUAAAUUUGGUCAAAAAUUAGGAAAUGUUUCUUAA